Amoebophrya sp. A120 is the source of this 2864-nucleotide messenger RNA. The record is from the annotation of a GenBank genome assembly. NCBI's taxonomy places the organism in Eukaryota, Dinophyceae, Syndiniales, Amoebophryaceae.
CCGACGUGGGGCGUUGUAUCUGUUUCAUGAUCAUGCUAAUGUCAAUGCCAGUAAGUAGAGCAUCUUGAUCUUUUUCCAUUUCCUCGCAGUUGCUGCAUGUUCACUUGCAGUGACUCAGUAAACUCUAAUAGACUCGUGCUUUUGAUGUUUAUCUGCAAUGCUGAUCCCAGGUAUUACUAGGUAUUCGCGGGCACAUCAUCGCGCGCGCUCCAGCUACGACACACAAGAACACUGCUUCACCAUGAUGUAGAAGAUGACUCGAAUGAUCUGGUAUGAUCUAUUGCUGACCUCGACUUUCAUUCUGCCCUACCACAUCAUGCAUAAUGUAAAUGCAUUUUUUUGUAGAUUCCGCUUUUUUCGCAGUUUUUCAGUCUCGGGAUCAUUGGGGCUUUCUGGUGUUUCUGUUCCAUAUCGCACGCACUCGGUGGAAAUCCACAACGAAAAACCGUUCCGCUGCGAUCGUACUUGCUGCGAAUCAGCGCUACCGAUAAAACAAAGAACACGGUGCUGGAGGAUCAGUCGUGCGUGCGCUGAACUACAUUUUGCAGCGGAGGAGCAUCACUGCAACAGUAAGUAGACGGUCCGUGCGAGUAUCUUAAGGCUGGGACGGAAUUUCGCCGUACUAAGGAACAAAAACGUGGUUAGAUCAAAGAACAACAACAAGCCGGAGCUUCCAAGAAUUAGUUUUCGCGCAGAAGCGCCGCCGGAAUUUGCCGUGUUGCUGCCGCAGUAGCACUUCACAAUGAUGUGCUGGAUGUUGGUGUGGUUCUAGCACGACCACAGCGAUAUGACGAUACAUAGUAGGUGCGAGAACUUCCUGUGUUUCAUUUUGGUUUCGCUCGCCGGAUGGGGAAAUCUUCGCAGUUCGUGGCUCGUGUCCGAGGUCUACUGCUGCUUCAUGCGAACCUGCUUCGGUCCGGGUCCAGGUCCCAAAAAAGCGCCGCGCCAACAAGAACAGAAGGUCCGCUACAGUUCCAAGGAAGCGGAAGCGCUGCACAGAUGUUGUUGAUUUUUCGGUUUUGGUUGGCUUCAAUAGCUUGGUCACGUUUCUUCCUUGCCGCUGGCCAAAGGAAUGACGUCAGUUACGCGGCGAGGCAUUUCCAUCGAGGCAAACGCAAACGGCGGAGUUGAUGCCACCUGCGACCUCCAUGGCGAAAGUUGCCCACAUCUGCGAAGAUCUACUUCUGCUGAUUAAUGGGCGUCUGUGGCGGUUGGACGAAGAGGAAAAACAUGAACUGGAGCGGGGUAACAAUUGAUUCAACUAAGUCGCCCCGGCGCCUUAGUCGUCCGUCCGGCCGGACGGACGACUAAGUCGCCGUUUGCGGCGGGAAGCUUUUCCCUUCAGGCUAGCUGCCCCCCCAGAACCAAAAUCGAUAUCGCGAAGCGAGCACCGUCCAGAAACCGUAUGCAAAGUCGCACUUUUUCAAAUGGAUUUUCAUGGUUUUGGCAUGUUUCUUUUUUUUUGGAUUUCCGAAAAAAAAACGCAAACUCAGCUCGUCGCGUCAUACAUAUUCAUAUCAUCGUCGCUGUUUGCAAAAAAUAUUUUUUUUACAGUUUUUCAUUUGAAAAAGUGCGCUUUUUCAAAGGCGCUUUUCGCAUUUGAAAAAGUGCGCUUCCCGCUCCAGCAGCGUCCCGUCCCAGCAGCGCCGUGUUCCCGGGUGGGGGGGGGUUGCGCGUUCGCCAGACGCGCAACCCGCCACGACAACGCCAUGCCACCGCGAUUGCAACUCCGGGAAGAAAACGCUUCCUCCACGAGCAAAGCGCACUCAUCUACUGUGCCACCCUGCUUGAGUGGCCGCAAGCGUGGCGAAAGCUGGGAAAAUUCAGCGCUCCCGCGGGUGACGCUAGCAACGAGGACGACGAACGGUUAGGCAGUCGGCGAUUAGUAUCGUAGUAAAUUAAUAACGUACGCGCGACCAUGAUCUUCUGGCCGUGCGGGGUUUUGAAAAAACUGAUACGCUGCCUGCGAUCCCGCAUACCCCCACUGUGCCGCUGUGGUUACUGCCGCUGCGCUUGGAAAAGAAUGUUCUUUUCCAAGCGCAGCGGCAGUAACCACGUGGCGGGUUGCGCGUCUGGCGGGUUGCGCGUCUGGCGAACGCGCAACCCCCCCCCACCCGGGAACACGGCGCUGCUGGGACGGGACGCUGCUGGAGCGGGAAGCGCACUUUUUCAAAUGCGAAAAGCGCCUUUGAAAAAGCGCACUUUUUCAAAUGAAAAACUGUAAAAAAAAUAUUUUUUGCAAACAGCGACGAUGAUAUGAAUAUGUAUGACGCGACGAGCUGAGUUUGCGUUUUUUUUUCGGAAAUCCAAAAAAAAAGAAACAUGCCAAAACCAUGAAAAUCCAUUUGAAAAAGUGCGACUUUGCAUACGGUUUCUGGACGGUGCUCGCUUCGCGAUAUCGAUUUUGGUUCUGGGGGGGCAGCUAGCCUGAAGGGAAAAGCUUCCCGCCGCAAACGGCGACUUAGUUGAGUCAAUUGUUACCCCGCUCCUGUGUACUAUGCUUAACGGUACAGCUACACAGGAACUGUUUCUAUGUUCCUCUUCCUUUUGAAUACUAGCAUUACACGGCCCCAGGGGCAGGGCGCGGUGCAGCUCCGCGACAGCUGUACUACGUACGUUUUCCCGCCUUUCGCACAGGAGGGAAUACUUGGUACGUAGAACAACAAGCUCACAGCGACAGCUGCAAAGAAUCCACGUGUACAUUAGAACUACCCGCCAUGACGAAUGAAAUGCGUUGAAUGACGAGACGAGAUACAGCACGGUUGGGCACCAGCAAGCCAUUGCCUUGAGCGGUUCCUGGUUUCCUAUAUGAUUCGUCACAUUUUAUACAACGCCGUAAGAAAUCUUCUCAAAGUCAUGCAGCU